AUGGAGGGAAAGCGAGGAGCGGCACGGAACCUCCAGGACUGCGGCACGACCAUUACGGCGCCGUCAGCGGUUGAGCACCCACGCGCGACACUGGCCUGCGAUAAAAUGCUGUUGGCACUGUUGGCGUACGCCGCGGCGGUGACGACGCUGGCGGCCGGCCAGCAAACCGGCGUCCGGGACGUGACGAAGGUGACCAUCCGCGGCCAGGGCGACGUGUCGGGCGCCGUGGUGACGCUGCCCAAGAUCGGGCAGCGCGCCUGGACUUACCUGGGCGUGCCGUACGCCCAGCCACCGCUGGGCGAUCUGCGGUUCUCGCCGCCGGAAGCGGACAGGCUGCCCACGUGGACCGGCACCCGCAACGCGACCGCGCACAUGCCGUCCUGCAUCCAAGACUUACAAUUGCUGCGCCAAAGCCACCGUCCCUUCGACGCGCUCAUAUCGAACCUGCAGAUCCGCAUGUCCGAAGACUGCCUCUAUCUGAACAUUUACAGACCCGAAGAUCCUGUACCAGAUGAAAAAUUUCCGGUCAUGGUUUGGUUUCAUCCAGGAGAUUUCCAUUCGGGGACGCCCAUGUUGUGGGACGGUUCAGUUUUGGCAGCCAAGCAAAAGGUCGUUGUGGUGACAACAGCCUACCGGUUGAACAUAUUGGGCUUUUACACGGACAACUCUUCCGAAGCUCCGGGAAACUGGGGCUUGUUGGACCAGUUGGCUGCACUGGACUGGGUAGAGAAGCACAUCGACAGCUUCGGUGGAUCGCCACUGAACAUAACGAUAUUCGGUCAAGGGGCGGGGGCGAUCAGCGUCGGUCUGCACGCGGUGUCGCCACUGUCUCGGGACAAGUUCAACCGGGCCAUCAGCAUGGGCGGUAACGCUCUGCAGCGCACGGCCAUCGCCAGUCUGGACACCGAGACGGUGCUGGAAAUGCUGGUCGACAAGUACAACUGUUUCCGGAACACGUUGACCGGUUGCCUGAAGAACGUGGACGCCGAGGAACUGGUCAAGGAGGGCGGCUCGCUGGGCUACUGGGGGCCAGUGGUGGACGCCAGCGCGCUCAACAACCAGUCACGCGAGCCGUUCCUGCCGGACGAACCGGCCGCGCUCAUGGCCGCGGACAUGCUCAACCCGGCGGCGCACAUGAUCGGCUACAACGACAUGGAGGACGCAUACGAGCUGUACGACAAAAUGGACAAAGCUGACAAAGCGGACAAAUUGGACACCGUCGACAAAGUGGACACAGCGGGCGUCAGUCGUGACCGGUUCGAGGACCUGAUCCGGCAAGUGGUGGACGGAGAACAGCUGGCAGACGCCGGCGACGAGAACUGUACGCUGAAUGAAGACUUUGUGGUGGACACGUUGAUGUUCCGGUACGGCGAUCAGGCGAACGAGCCGCACUCGUUGCGCCGCAACUACGUCAAGCUGUCGACCAACAAGAACUACGGGUCGACCGCCUACCGGAUGGCCACGCACACGUCCAAGAGGAACGCCACGUACAUGUAUCGGUUCGGGUACAAGUUGCGCACGACCCGCGGCGUCACCGUGCCCGAUUGGGUAGACGCGGCGCACAUGAUGGAACUACCGUUCGUGUGGGGCAUGCCGUUCUGGACGGGUCUGUCCAACGUGGACUGGUCGGCGGCCGACCGGCGCAUGUCCGAGAGGAUGAUGAACAUGUGGACCGAAUUCGCGCGGUCGGCCAGUCCUACGCAAAAAGGGUUGGCCGUCAAGUGGGACGAGUUCCGGGUGCAGAAACCGCGGUUGAUGGUGCUCGACAAGAACCCGAACCUGUCUCAACCGGACCAGGAAUUCGAGUUCUGGGCCGGUUACUACCCGAAAGUGUUGGACGUGGCCUGGCAGUGUUGCGAAAAUUACACCACCGACUCAACGACCGUGGCCCAUCCGAUGGCCACGUCGCUGGCGUUGACUGCGCUGCUGGUGUGUGCGUGGCCAUUGGUGUGGCACAAGUUACUCUAAGUCGACUUCGCCCAAGUCCUACCAUCAAGUUAACCUCAUCAAGUUAUUUGAAGGGGUGGGAAGUCACCGAUUGAUAAGUUUAAAAGCAUUAGGUGUAUAAUAUUAUCUAAGCCAUUCCAUGUGAAAUCAACAGAAAAAAUGUUCAGUUGUUCAAAAGAUUAUUCAUACUAUGAGAUUAAAUUAUAAGAGUUUAGAGACCGUCGCAGUUAAUAUAAAAAAUUAAUAAUAUAAAUAAUAAAAAAAACAGCUAAUAUAAAAAAAAAUCCAUCCGUUAACAACAGUUUAGACUUUAAAACGCUCAAAUAAGCGAGAUCUAAAGACAGAAUAAGAAAAGAAGUUUACUAAGCUUCGCCAUCGAAACAAAAAAACAUAAUAGUAAUCUUUUUAGUUUUGCAAGUAAAUAAAAAUAAUUUGUUUACAACAAUAACAUAACGCUUGCGCAACACACAUAAUUGCACUUCAGAGAGUAAAUUACAUUUCCCCGUGCAAACAUACCUAUUUUUUAUUUUCUUGUUUGACUG
Molecule: messenger RNA, 2489 nt
Organism: Adelges cooleyi (spruce gall adelgid)
Lineage: Eukaryota; Metazoa; Arthropoda; Insecta; Hemiptera; Adelgidae
Product: fatty acyl-CoA hydrolase precursor, medium chain
Exons: 3
Coding region: 1-1968 (655 amino acids)
Biological process (GO): presynaptic membrane assembly; synaptic vesicle endocytosis; chemical synaptic transmission
Cellular component (GO): cell surface; postsynaptic membrane; synapse
Molecular function (GO): neurexin family protein binding; signaling receptor activity
Source: RefSeq, a predicted model, not a curated record